CUUUGCUAUUUUUAGACUAUGGCCAGUAGCCUCCUGCCUCAGAGGUUUUGCACCAGCCAUUCCCUCUGCCUGAGUGUUCUUUCUCCAGAGGGCUGCAGUGUUCAUUUCCUCAUCUUUCUCAAGUCUCUGCUCAGAUAGCACCUUCUCAGCAGGACUGCCCUGGUCACCUUUUGCAAAAUGACACAUACAUACCUGCAGCUCCUUGAUGUCUUUAUUCUUUUCCCUGAUACUUAUCGCUAUCAGACUUACUCUGGAGGUGUUUAUCUGGCAGCCAUGAUCCAGUAACUGCAAGUAGCUUCCAUGAGGACGGGGACCUGGUCUUUUUGAGUAUCUGCAUCCUCAGGGCUACAGUGGUGCCUGGCAUAUAUUAGGUACUCAAGAAAUCUUGAAUGAAUGCAUUGUUGUGGCCUACGGGGUGAGGUACCAUGAUGGGCAGCCUGUUUAGAAGAAUCACACGGCCAGAGCAGGGGAGGGCAGGUUCUCCAGAGACAGUAGGUGCAUAGACAGGGCUGCCAUGGGGAGAAUCACUGAGACCAGCACCACCCAGACUGUGCUUCUGUGCUCUGACAGCCAGACACUUUCCCAUACACUACUCCGUUAUUCCUCACAACCCCUGACGGGCAGACAGUAUCUAUCAUUCCCCUUUCACAGUCAAGAAACUAAAGCUCGGAGAGGCUGGGGUGUCUUUGCUAUUCAUGUGGGGAUUUAGGGCAAAACUCCUGUCUUUGGACUCUAAACCCCUAGGCUACAGCAACCCCUACCCCUGUCCUCCUCUCACUCCCCCAGGUCCCCUGCAGCGGAGAUCCGCUGGUGAGAGAAGCCAGCCCAGCCUCUCUGCUUCCUCCCUCCAGGGCCGGCUGGGCAGGGCAGUGCGCCUGUUGCAAGGGUUAACAAGGAGUGUUUGUAGCAGCCGCUGUCUCCAAGGAGAGGAGAGGAAAGCAGAGUAGGGAGGCUGCAGCCAUGCCAGGCAAUCCGGCUGGUGGUAGCAGCAGGUGGGAGCGGCGUCUGACUUGUCCACCCCUGGGGGCAGAAGGAGUGUCCUCCCCUCCACCUUGGCUGGGAGGUGCUGAUCUCUAAGUUCAACCGGGCAGUGGGAAUGUGAGGUCGCCACACGGCCACCUAACAGAGCCGGUUCUGACUGAGGAAUGUGGGGGGCGGGGCAGGCCCUGACCUGGCCUGGAGACUGAAGCGGAGCAAGCAGCCGCAGAGCCAGGAGUCCCGGGCUCUUCUAGAGUGGACAAGAAAGCUCUGAAUCAGAAAGGGCUGGGCUAAGACUCAAGGAACAAGUAAAGAGGCAGGAGUGGGACAGAAGAGGCGCCCACAUCCCUCCCUGCUGCAGCCCGGCCAUGUCCCAGCUCCCAGGACGCAGGAAGAGACGUGGGGCCCUGGGGCCUCCGGUGCGCAGCAUCCGUGCCUUCAAGUCCAGCGAGCAGUACCUGGAGGCCAUGAAGGAAGACCUGGCCGAGUGGCUUCGGGAUCUCUACGGGCUGGACAUCGACGCAGCCAACUUCCUGCAGGUGCUGGACACGGGCCUGGUGCUGUGCCAACAUGCCAACAUGGUCACCGAGGCUGCGCUGGCCUUCCUGGCAGAGGCACCUGCCCAAGCCCAAAGGCUUCCCAUGCCUCGGGCCAGGGUUUCCUGCAAUGGGGCUGCCCAGCCGGGAACCUUCCAGGCCAGGGACAACGUCUCCAACUUCAUCCAGUGGUGUCGAAAGGAGAUGGGCAUUCAAGAGGUGCUGAUGUUCGAGACCGAGGACUUGGUGCAGCGCAGGAACGUGAAGAACGUGGUGCUGUGCUUGCUGGAGCUGGGCCGCCGCGCCUGGCGCUUCGGCGUGGCGGCGCCCACCCUGGUGCAGCUGGAGGAGGAGAUCGAGGAGGAGCUGCGCCAGGACCUGGCCCUGCCCCUGCCAGACCCCCCGCGGCCCGCACCCCCCAUUCGCCGGCCCUGCCACUUCCAGAACCUGGACCAGAUGGUGCAGAACCUAGUGAGCCACUGUACAUGCCCAGUGCAGUUCUCCAUGGUCAAGGUGUCUGAGGGGAAGUACCGAGUGGGGGACUCCAACACCCUCAUCUUCAUCAGGAUCCUCCGGAAGCACGUGAUGGUGCGUGUGGGGGGCGGCUGGGACACGCUUGGCCAUUAUCUGGACAAACAUGACCCCUGCCGGUGCACAUCACUCUCACACAAACCAGUCGGCUUCCUGAAGCCUCCAGCUCCACCGGCGCAGCACGAAGUGAGGCUGCAGGAUGGACCCUCUCUGCCCCAGCCUACAAUGACCAUCAGCCGCUCGCAGAGCCCGCUUCCCCCCGUGGACUGGAAGAUAUAUACUGCUGCAGGCCGAAGGCUGAGACCUCCCUCCUCCUCCUCCUCCCCCAGGCCCUGCAGCGAACAGGGAGCAGGGGCUGCGGUCCUCAGACCGAUGGUUCCAUUUCGAAGGUCCCAGGAAAGGCUUCUUACUUCAUCUGAGAGGCAGCUGGCAGCUGGCAACAGCCCACCCAGUCCCCAGUUCUCAUGCACUCCUAGGAACCAAGACCUACAGUGCACCCCAUCAGGAAAGAGAGGGAUCAGACACCCCAGGGAACUCGCUAGGGGAAAGACUCCCGCAGCUUGGGUUCAUGGGACUGCCAGCCGAGGAACCCAUGCCAGGGCUGCCACUCCUCAGAGACCUCAAGCUCCUCAAGCCAUCACCAAAGGGACAUCAGCAAGAGGACCAUCUCCCCUGCCUCGUUCCUCUAGCCCAGCCAAGCCCCUGAGCCUUGUGCUGCCACCCCGGGGUGAGGCUGAGGGUGCAUCCCUCCAGCUCAGGGAGUCAGCAUCUAUCCGUUCUCCAUCCCCUGUCAAAGGGCUCACUAAGGUCCCCAUCUGGGUGUCCCCUGCUCGCCCUCCCACUCCAGGAAGAAGCUUUCCAGGUACUGUAAGUGCAAGACUCGCAGCAGAGCUGAGCAGAGGUCCCAGCCCGUUACAGGCUGUCACAGGAGCCUUGGCUGGGUGCAGGUAUGACAGCUCUGAGGAAGGAAGGAGGCAGGGGGACCAGCAGGCAGACACCCAGGCAGACACUCAGGCUGAAGAGGCUGGAGAGCCCCAGGACCUGGUCCCACAGGAACAGAAGGGGAGAGGUUCUCCCCUGCCCCGGGACAGGACCAAGGAGAAAACCGUCUACCACAGCCUGGAGGGGGAGAUUGUGAUCAACAUGAAGAGGCUCAGGGUGAGGGGUGCCCACUCCCAGAGCGCAGAGUCUCCAGUCGUCCCUCGAAGUGGAGUCUAUGUCCCCAGCCUGCGUGGACAGUGGCUGGAGCCUGGGGGUCCUUAUGACCAAGUCAUCCAGGAACUGGCUCAGGUUCCCCCACCCCUCGUUAAAGUGGACCUGGGAGCCUGGCGCGUGUCCCCUGCAGUCUCCCCUCAGCCGGCUGUUACUGCAGGCCCACAAAGCACAAAAGGGAAGCCAGGAGCCAGGCAGAGUGGGCCACUGACAAAGGCAAGCCUUAGCGCUAAAGACACCAAGAUGUGGAGGGUCUCACUUCCAGGAGGGCAGGACCGCUCAGCCCCUAAGCUGUCUGCUAGUCCUGAGGUUCCCACAUCUUUGCCCUCAGGCCCAAGUUCUGACAAAGCCAAGGGAUGUCUGGGCAAAGGGAGGAGAACACUCCGAAAGCCCAAGAGGGUCCCUUCCAUCUACAAGCUGAAGCUGAGGCCCAGGAUCCGGCCCCGGAGAGACCACAGACCUGAGAAGCAUCCUUCACGAAUCCCCAAGCCACUGGCCUACCUCUGCCUGGGCCCAACCAGGGCACCCCCCAGGGAGAGGCCAUUGAGAGCUGCCCUGGGCAAGAGAGGAGAAGUAUCCCAGGUGGGCAGAGCUUCAGCAAGAGAAGAGGAAGACAAAAAGAAGAAAGAGCCACCAGCUCCAGUGGAGAAGAGUCCCCAGCCUUUGGAGGGCUGGGGCCCUCAGCAACAUGAUCAGGCCCAGCUCCCCUCGGAGGAAUCCUGGGUCUGAGGAGCCUGCAGGAGGGGAAGGAGGAAAGCAAAAUGGAUGCCUGUGUAAGCAAGAGCAGAAGGGAGGUUCUCUCAUCUCAGUAGAGGAGGCUGGCCAGGAGGGCAUGCAAAGACAAGUAUAAACUCAAUCUGUUCCACGGAGCAAAGGGACAGCCAAUCACUCCCAUCCCAAUUCCAGCAUUAGCCCAAGUGCAUGGGGCGACUCUAUAUGGCAAUGUAUUUCCAUAGAAAAGUUCCCCCAACUCCUAGCCUCUCACCAGGGCCAUCUGUUCCCACAACUCUAUGUCCUCAAACACAUGAGUCUGUACUGGAGCCCCAGCGUUUGAGGUCCCCAACCCUAGGACUGUGGAGGUGGAGGAAAGUUUAGCCUCAAGUAUUAUCUCACUGGAGGGAGUUGCCAGGCCGAGGAGGCCUCCUCUCCAGAGACUGCCAACCUUCCAGACAGGCUUCUCUUUCCUGGAGGUGGCUGGCGGCUCAGAACCAUGGACAGAGACACGAACUGCCCAACACACAAGCUCCUGCAGGCCACCUUGUCAAGGACUUCAAAGCUUUGCCACGCGCCUUGGGAACCCAGCACAUUCAGAUGGCUAAGAGUAUUUCCAACAUAUCAGUGUUCCAGAAGCUAUGCCUGAGAGGCCACAGGGUCUCAACCCUGUGCAGGGAGAAGAUGAGGGAGAGGCUGGGAUUGGGGCCUGUUAUAAAGUUUGCAGAAAGAACAGCAAGGGGAAAAUUAUGCUUCCUCCUGGUUUGGAAUUGGGUGGAAAGGACAUCUGCCUCCGAACUCCUUUCCUUUGAUCUCACUGACCUGAGCUUUGGGACUGCCAACCACUUCAUCAUCGCCCCCCUGCCGCACACAGCUCAGCAGGCAGGCACAGCAGGGACCCGUCCCCUUCUUCUAUUCGGAACAGAGCCAACACCUCGGUACAGAAACGAGGGAAACACUCCCUGAUGUUUAAUCUGACUUCCAGUAACAGCCUAAUGGGCAUCACACACACUUCCAGACCCUGUGGUGGGAAACCCUGGUGGGGGGUGGGGAAGGACAGAGACUCAGAAUGGGUGUGGAGGGGCCUGAAAUCCACGACCUGGGGUGAAGCGCAGGGCUGUAAGUGGGGGGCUUUGGGAGUACAUUCCAUGGUUCCCACAGGGGCAGCCAGAAGUCUGGGCCCCCACUUCACCUCAGGUGCCUCAGAGUUGGGAGUAAGAGGAUAUGAGACGCUGCCAUCGGUCCCCCAUCCGUCUGGUGAACCAGGGAGUAAGGGUGCGAAGACGAGUGGGCAGCCCUCUUCCUUACCCUCCUGGCCACUCUCUGAAGUGUGGGGGAGGGGAGCCGCCACCUCUGUUUCAGAGGGAGGCUCAGAGAGGGCAAGUCACUUGCCCAAAGUCAUGCAGCACAGCAGGGACUAAAACCCAGUACAAUGGUCUGCCCAAGGUCAAGGCAGCUGCUGUAGGGCUGUGCUGCCCCCGGUGGGGGGAGGGAGUGGAGAUCGGUGGGGGAAGCACAAAGGAGAAUCAGAGAUUCCCCCCACACUGGAUCUUAAUGAUAAAUUCCCCACCCAUGACCUUCCCCCAGCCUCUUCUCCAUCAGCAUUCUGGGCUACCUGAUUUCCUGGCCUAUGUGCUGCAGCCCUGGCUAAGCUGGCAGAAGCUGGAUUGCUCUAUGUGCCCUUCCCCUUUAACCAAGGGUCCCUCAUAUCCCCCCACUGGGCCAGGGCCAAGAGCUCAGCCUCAAAACGAACUCUCUUUGGCCAGGGGCAAGGGACAUGGCACCAUUUCUUUCUCUCUCUCUCUCCCCAAGCCCCCCCAUUAACCCCUCGGGGCAUUUCCUAGAAUCAUUAUUAUUGUUAUUUCUAAAUCGGUACAAAACUGACAGUGAUCAGCUCCGGUGACGAGAGGUAGAAACCCGGCCAGGCAGCCGGAGAAAAUGGGGCGGAGUGAGUUAGGGCAUAGGGCCAACUGGUGUCGGGACACGGGGUGUCAGAUCCUGAGGGCCUCCACCAACAGGUGGGGAUGCAGGCAUGUCUCCUCCAGGCACAGGGAUCCCCGUAAUUCUUCUCCCGGCUCCUACCCAGAAGAAUCAGGGUACCCUGAGAUCGGAGGCAGGCAGAAUUUGGGGGUAAUCAGAGUGGGGUGGGAUAGGGAGGCAGAAUCGUCACUGGCACAACCUGACCCCUUCCUGGGCACCACCCUGCCCACAACCAACAGACCCCAGGACUCUACAUCCCCCAAUCUGGCAGAUCACCUGGUGCAGGAGGUAUAGAGGACUGGAACCUGGCAUCAUGGGAAGGAAUCUAUCCUUUGGGGGAAUUCCCUCCCCACACUAUUAAAACAAGUUUUAACCCA
Chinchilla lanigera (long-tailed chinchilla) is the source of this 6325-nucleotide messenger RNA. It is a transcript of the gene Gas2l2, whose product is annotated as growth arrest-specific 2 like 2. Gene Ontology annotation, molecular function: microtubule binding; actin filament binding; cytoskeletal adaptor activity. NCBI's taxonomy places the organism in Eukaryota, Metazoa, Chordata, Mammalia, Rodentia, Chinchillidae. Gene Ontology annotation, cellular component: microtubule plus-end; actin filament; stress fiber. The record is from RefSeq and is a predicted model, not a curated record. Gene Ontology annotation, biological process: regulation of microtubule polymerization or depolymerization; microtubule bundle formation; protein localization to microtubule plus-end. The transcript has 6 exons. Bases 1347 to 3986 code for a protein of 879 amino acids.